UGAUCAUUCCGAGGCUUGGACGUGACCAAAAUGAGCGUAAUGCAGGUGUGGUUAGGACUUCUCUUCGUCGGCGUGCUGGCGGCCGCGACGACCGACGAUGGCACCGGCGACACGCUGGACGUGGCCGGCGGAGACCCGAGCUUGGUUCGCGUUAAACGCCAGUUCAAUAACUUCGGACACUUUCAAGGCCAUCACGGAGGAUUUUUCCCUCACAACCACGGCGGAUUCUUCCCACAAAAUCAGCAUUUCCCGCAGGGUCAGCGGUUUCCCGGUCACGGUCAGUCAUCAGUCAGUUUCCCAGGCCAGGGUCCCCAGACGUUUAUAAGAGGUGAAAACUCGGAAAACCUCGUAAGGCGGAAGAGAAACCGUCCUCAUGGCUACGUUCCUGCUAAUCAAGGCUUCGGUCCUAGCGCAUUCCCCGGCAACGCGGCACCCAAGAACUGUAAAGGCAACCGCCGGUUUCUGCCUGAAUGUUUAGCGAACGCUGCAGCUAACAACCCUAAGAACUGCAAGGGAAUGAGGAAGCAUCGACCAGAGUGCAACAUUCAAACGGCGCCUCUUCACGAUGAAAAGGUGAUUUCGGCUUUCGAAAACAUCGAUUGGCUAUCCCAACUCUCGCAGGACAAUCAUUCCAUCGGUCUCCCCAACCUGCCUGACACUCCGACCGCUCAAGCUCAGUCCAGGAACUUCUUGCUGGGCGUCAACCAGCCCGACGUGCCUUUCCAGCAGUGCAGGACUCCUCGCUUCCAGCCUGGGCACUGCCGCUACCUGCAGCACUGCAUCCUGCAGGACUUUGUCUUCAGCUUCCAGGCCUUCUUGCAAUACGUGUGCUUCAUCCAGGGGACGUAUGUCGGCGUGUGCUGUCCCGACAGCAGGUACCCUCAGUCCAGCACCACAACCACGUCCAGCACCACCACAACCACCACUCCUCGACCAACCCCAUCUUCUGGCCUGGCUAACAGAGACGUUCACGUUCCUAACGAGGCCUUGCCCUUUAUGGUGAACUUCACGGCUGACCGAAUCAUGGUGCGUCUGGGGGAGUACACGUUUGACAACCCCGACGACUCUGAGCACCACGACUAUCCCGUCCAGUCCAUCCAGAAGCACCUGGGCUACAACACAACCACCUUCGUCAACGACAUCGCUAUCCUGUCCCUGCCUCAAGCAGUGGCCUUCAACAACGACGUGUGGCCAGUGUGUCUGCCUACAGCCGGGCCUCUCUACACUGACGCAGAGGCAACUGUAACCGGAUGGGGUACGAUCUACUUCGGAGGCCCAGUAGCCAAGACUUUGCAGGAAGUUACCAUCCCCGUCUGGACGAACAAAGACUGUGACGACACAUACGAGCAACCGAUCGUGGACACCGUCUUGUGCGCGGGCGCCAAAACCGGCGGCAAGGACUCUUGCCAGGGUGACAGUGGCGGCCCCCUGCUGCUGCGCUCAGAAACGGGUCGUUGGGAGGCGAUCGGCAUCGUCUCCUGGGGCAUACGCUGCGCCGAGCCCGGCUUCCCUGGCGUCUACACGCGCGUCAACAGAUAUCUUGACUGGAUACAGCAAAACUCUAUCUAAAAUACCACUCUCGUCGUCUGAAAAUUGGACAUUAUUGAAAACGUUGGCUUGAAAAUUGGACAUUAUUGAAAACGCUGGCUGUUGAAACUCACUGAACUGUUAAACGCUGAAAACGUUAAACUGUUAAACGCUGAAACUGCUUGAA
Molecule: messenger RNA, 1714 nt
Organism: Hyalella azteca
Lineage: Eukaryota; Metazoa; Arthropoda; Malacostraca; Amphipoda; Hyalellidae
Product: proclotting enzyme
Exons: 13
Coding region: 31-1569 (512 amino acids)
Biological process (GO): proteolysis
Molecular function (GO): serine-type endopeptidase activity
Source: RefSeq, a predicted model, not a curated record